Patella vulgata (common limpet) is the source of this 804-nucleotide messenger RNA. Its product is annotated as ATP-dependent Clp protease proteolytic subunit, mitochondrial. Bases 70 to 756 code for a protein of 228 amino acids. Gene Ontology annotation, biological process: protein quality control for misfolded or incompletely synthesized proteins. The transcript has 6 exons. Gene Ontology annotation, molecular function: ATPase binding; ATP-dependent peptidase activity; serine-type endopeptidase activity. NCBI's taxonomy places the organism in Eukaryota, Metazoa, Mollusca, Gastropoda, Patellidae. The record is from RefSeq and is a predicted model, not a curated record. Gene Ontology annotation, cellular component: endopeptidase Clp complex.
CCCAUGGGUAGAUAACCCAAGUUCAUGACUUUUUAUCGACUGAACAAAAAGUAAUUUCUGGACCUAAGCAUGGAUUUCUUAAGAAAAAUUACUUUAACCUCGGCUUCACUGUCAACAUUUAAAAGAUGUCUACAUAAAUCAGCUGUACGUAACUUUAUACCUAUGGUAAUAGAACAAACAAGACAUGGUGAGAGAGCUUAUGAUAUUUAUUCAAGGUUGCUUAAAGAAAGAAUUAUCUGUGUUAUGGGAGUCAUUGAUGAUGGGUUAUCGAGUGGAGUUAUAGCACAGUUAUUAUUUCUUCAAUCAGAAAGUAACAAAAAACCAAUACAUAUGUAUAUUAACAGUCCAGGUGGCUCAGUUACAGCAGGUUUAGGUAUAUAUGACACAAUGCAGUAUGUACAGCCCCCUAUAUCAACAUGGUGUGUAGGUCAGGCUUGUAGUAUGGGAUCGCUGUUAUUAUGUGCUGGAACAAAAGAUAUGAGAUAUUCAUUACCUAAUGCUAGGAUCAUGAUCCACCAACCCUCAGGACAAGCAGCGGGCCAGGCAACAGAUAUACAAAUACAGGCAGAAGAAAUAUUAAAGUUAAAGAAACAACUUAAUGGUAUAUAUGUUAAACACACCAAUCAGCCCUUAGAAACAAUACAACAAAAUAUGGAACGUGAUAGGUUUAUGAAUCCACACGAAGCCAAAGAAUAUGGAUUAAUAGAUACAGUAUUACAACAUCCACCCAGUUCAGAGGAAUUAAAUAAAUCUUGAAAUUUUAUAUUAAUAUUUUUGUUAAAUAAAUUGCAAUAUUUAAAAAUA